CCGGUGCCGCAGUAUACGAAGAGCAAUCGGCAAAGCAACUCUUACGCGUUCGUUUCCUGUCCAAUCGAAAUGUUGAGUGACAUCUUGAAAUGUUUUCUGCAGAUUUCUGUCAUGUGCUCUUUCUUCAUCAGCUCAGAUGCACGUGCAACCAACAAUGCAGGCAGCAGUGACGCUUUUAGCAGUGCAUCAUCCAAUGCGUAUGCUGGAGCCGUGGCAUCAGCCGGUACUGCCGGCGCAUCUGCAUUAAAUGGCGCCAAUGCGUUUACAGGUGCAUUUGCAGGAACAGGAAGUUCUCCUGGAGUCAACGAAAGACAUAGAGAAAUUCGUAACUAUGACAAUAUUAAUUUCCCUCACGACAGCGACGCUAAUCGUGGAGUAAAAUCUCUCAGUCAUCAUCGUGGAACGAAAAGCGAAGGUCAUGACCAUAAUAAGGAUGGUGAUGACUGCUCUAAAUGCAAAUGGGAAAAUGACGACUACUGGGAGCGAGAUGAGACAGAAGAGGGAAGGGAUGAGAACAAUGAAGACGAAUGCGACGACGGUGAUGAUGGCCAAUAUAAACCCGAUAAAACACAUCAUCAUGGUGGAAAUGGACCUAGAGGACACACAUUUGGACCGAAUCCACCUGGAGUACAUAAAACAGGACCUAUAUAUGGCGACGAUGUUAAAGGAGGAAUUAAAGGAAGUAAACCCGAUGGUCCUUUUAAGGUUACCAAUUUCCCGGUGAGUACCGGACACGCAGGAUCAACCGGUAAUUAUGGAUCGACACCGAAUCUUGGAUCUAGCUGGAACACUCCGUUUACCAGUACGUCAAAGCCAGGAUACGGCGGCGUAACCGCACAUAAUUUUGUGACAAUACCGAGUUAUGGGCCAGGAACAGGCUGGAACAGAGAAACAACAUCGGUUAGUUCUGGCUCCACGCCAAAACCUGCUUGGGGCGGCGGACAUGGCGACACGUUCGGAACGACACCAAGCCCAAUAUGGAGUACUGGACUCGGAAGUACUCCACCGGCGACAGGAUUUUUUUCCCCGCAGAAGCCUGUUGGAAGUUAUGGAACCACGCCGAAAUCUGGAACAAACUGGAACACCGUUACUCCAGGUAGUGGAUUUCUUGCUUCCCAGAAACCUGAAACACCUUGGAAUAGUGCACACGAUGGUACGCCUGUUGGUAGCUAUGGCACGACACUGCAACCUGAACAAGGAUGGAACACUGGAUUUGGUAGUAUUCCAACAACGGGAUAUUCUUUCUCGCAUAAACCUGCGUCAAAUUGGAACGGAGACCAUGGUAACACACCUGUCGGGAGUUUCGGGACCACGUCGAAACCUGGAUCAAGUUGGAAUACAGGAUUUGGAACUUCAAGAGUCCCUUCCUCACAGAAUCCUGUACCAAGUUGGAAUGCUGAUCAUGGUGAUAAACCUAUUGGAAGUUUCGGGACCACACCGAAACCAGGAUCAAACUGGAAACCUGGAUAUGAUACUUCGGCAGGAACUCCUUCUACGCAAAAACCUUGGAGUACUAGACAUGAUAACGUAUUUGUUGAAAUCUCCGGAACAACACCGAAACCUGGGCAAAAUCGGAAUAUUGGAUCCGACGACAAACCUGGGUCAAGUUGGAAUCCGAGUCAAGGAACUACGUCUUUUGGUUCACUUAAUUGUACUCGACCUGAAACAACUUGUAGUCUAGGAAAACAAGGUCCUGUAAAAGUAAGUCCGAUACCACUCGACACUGCUUUUGGAAAAAGUAAUGAAUUUCCGGGCAAUAUUUCUCCCGGGGCGCCAUACGGAGGAGGUAAUACAUUUCCUUUAAAUAAUCCUGGAGGUCCAGGUGGAAAUCAAAACAGACCUUACGGGCAAUUUGAAACAGCAGGUACUAGCAGCGUUCAUGCUGGAGCGAGCGUAAAACCUAAUUUUGGAAGCACGUCUUAUAGCGGAGUACCUGACAAUUUUAAGCAGAAAGAAUAUCCAUCUACUAGUGGAACUAUUACUGCUAGUUCUUGGCCAAGUUCUGGUCAUAUUGGAAGCGGAAGUAGUACUUGGCCCGGUUCGAGAACAGCACAACCUCACGCUGGAUUUCCAGUGUCAAAUAUUGCGUUCGGGACAACUAAAACUCCAUUUGGCCACGUGAGCACGCCAGAUUCGUCCGGUAGUCCUUACGGAGGAGCGAAACCAAACAAUUUCAACGCUGCAAGUAGUAGUGCAAUUGCAAGCGCUAAUGCAAAUGCGUUUGGCACAUCUUUUGGAACAUACAAUACGCCUGGAGCAUAUAAUAUUCCUGGAACAUAUAAUACUCCUGAUAUAACAAGGACCACAUCUAAUCAUAGAACACCAUCGGUAUCCCAUACGGGAAUUUUAAGUUAUCCUGGUAUUAAGGGUCCUUCUGAAAAUAUCAAACCUACUUAUGGAAUCGGUCCUUAUGGUGCGCAGCCUGAUGUCGGAACUGGCGUUUGGCCUAGCAAGCUACCUACCGCAGGUGAAAGAGAAACUUGGCCUGAAAAACAACCCGGAAGCGGAAGUGAAGCCAGGCCUAACACACAAUCUAGCAGCGGAAAUGCACCUUGGUCUGAAAAACAACCAGAAAAUAAUAUUACGCCUAGUCAUCUUGGAAGCGGAAUUUGGCCUAGCAGACAAUCUGGGCGCGGAAGUACAACUACGCCGGGCAGUCAUCCCGAAAUUGGAACCUCACCUGGAAGACUUCCCAUAGGUGGAAGUAAUACUUGGCCUACUCAACAAAAAGGAAGUGGAUUUUGGCCAGGUACACAAGUUGAACACGGAAGCGGGUCUGGAUGCAAAAGUGGAAGCUGCGAAGGUCCUACUAUUCCAUCCAGCGGAAGUAAAAAUUGUAGAGAGAACUGUAAUUACGGCAGCGAUUGCAGUGAAGGAGAUGACAAUGUAUCGGCGAUACAUGGACCAUGUGGAGAAAAAAGCGGGCCCAGCGGUGUUAAUAAAACCUACUAUCCCGUUGGAUUUGGCGAUAGCAAUAUUCCAAAUAUCUCAAAUACAUACAAACCAAAUUCACUUCCUAGUAUUGGUAGUCAAGUUUACCCUGAAAUUUAUAACCCUGCAUGUGAAACUGGAGACAAUUCACGUAAUCAAGGUGACCGAGAUGUAACACCAGGAGGUCCUGAUCGCUGGAAUUCCGCAAAUCCAUUUUUGCAUAGAUCUGUAGGCGGUAUUCCAAGUGAUGUUUCACGUCCCUGGAGUGGAACUACACCUAAAUCAAUUGGCAAGGGAAAUCUGUUCUUGGAUUCCAGUCAGAGUAUUCCUAAGCCUGGCGGCAUUAACGCAAACAAUGACAGAAAUGUAAUUCCCCUUAAUCAAGAAAAUACUAAGUCAUUUGAAGGAAAUCCUUUUCUGAAUGAUAACAAGAGAAGAGGAGAUAUUCAAGUCAAUAAUGAUGAAGAAGCGAUUUCGCUCGGAGGAAGGAAAACCGAGGGAAAUAAUCCUUUUAAUGCAGUCCCUGGGAGUAAAAGCAAUGGCUCAAAUGGUCCAUCAUAUGGUGGACAACCUGCCGGAUUUCCUGGAUCAGGAACUGCUGGUAAUGGAGAUGUAAAAAGUGAUUUUUAUUCUGGAGAAGUUUCUUCCCCGCAAAGCGGGAAUAUACCUUAUCCUGCAGGAAGUAAUCGCCAGAGUACUAGCCCAUUACAGUGUAAACUUGGUCUUUUUGGUUGUGGAACACCCGGUAGCGGAAGCUAUACAGCUACGAAAGGUGGUAAACAUCCGGGAGGAAUACAUAGAGGAAUCAGUGGAAAUAUUGGAGCCGGUAUAGGAAGUGUUAACAGUGGCCCCGGUGAACCCGGAAAUUCUGGAACCGGUCCGGUAUCCAACAAUUAUGGAGACGGAUUUAAUAUUGGUGCAAGUCAUCCCGGAUCAGCAGGAAAUCAUUUGGCAGGAUCCGGUGCUCAUGUUGGAACUUACGCUGGAUCUUUUAGCAGCGCUCAAGCCUCCAGUUCCAGUUUUGCCAACGCUAAAUCCUUUUCUUCGUCCGGUACAGGAGGACAUGGCGGUAAUUUUGAUCAAACUAACAGCGGAAGUUGGUCUUCCAGUGGUGCACAAAAUCAAGGUAGACCCAAUUCCUGGGCUUCCAGUGGUGCUUCUGCCUUUGCCGGAAGCAGUGCCGGAAGCGGAUCAGGAAAUCAUCCUGUCGACGUAAAGGGUUAAUUCAAAUUUCGACGAACAUUUCACUAAGAUGAAUAUUAAGCGGAACUGAAUACAUGCAGAUGAUGACAUAAUUGCAAAAUAUAAUAUACAUUUAGUUGACGCUA
Dinoponera quadriceps is the source of this 4259-nucleotide messenger RNA. RefSeq names its product collagen alpha-1(I) chain-like. The transcript is spliced from 9 exons. The record is from RefSeq and is a predicted model, not a curated record. NCBI's taxonomy places the organism in Eukaryota, Metazoa, Arthropoda, Insecta, Hymenoptera, Formicidae. The coding region runs from base 70 to 4155 and encodes 1361 amino acids.